GCCACCAGGACAUAGGAAGCGUGUGCCUGUCAAAGAAAUCAAGUUUACUUUUUCUGACUUGUUAACAGAGGCAGGGUAUAAAUAGAGCUAACUCUGCUCAGACUAGUAGCGUUUCUCUUAAAAUAAGGGGAUAACUUCCUAGGACCUUUAAUCCAAUGAGGUCCAGACCAAACUGCACUAUCGACAGAGGCAGCAGAGGAGCUCGCUGAAGCUUUCACCGAGGUCAGGUGCAUCUGGGUUCCUCAAAAAUUUAAGGCUUGCCAAAAAAAAAAAAAAGCAACCCCAAGCAAGCAAGAACUACUUCCAGCUCGGACACUGCCACUGCCCUGGAGAAGUUCUGAGAUGUUGUUGGUGCUGUUCACUCGGUGGAUGUGGAUCUUGCUGGGGAAGAGCAGUGUCCUCUUGCUUCUGGAGGUCUCUCUGAAAGGGAGAGCUCUGCCCCCAAUCCGGUAUUCCCACGCUGGGAUAUGCCCCAAUGACAUGAACCCCAACCUGUGGGUCGACGCGCAGAGCACUUGCAAGCGAGAGUGCGACGCUGACCUGGAGUGUGAAACCUUUGAGAAGUGCUGCCCCAAUGUCUGUGGAACAAAGAGUUGUGUGGCCGCUCGGUACAUGGACGUCAAGGGGAAGAAAGGGCCGGUGGGAAUGCCCAAGGAGGCGACCUGUGACCGUUUCAUGUGCAUCCAGCAAGGCUCAGAGUGUGACAUCUGGGACGGGCAGCCCGUCUGCAAGUGCAAGGACAGGUGUGAGAAGGAGCCGAGCUUCACCUGCGCCUCCGACGGGCUCACCUACUACAACAAGUGCUACAUGGAUGCAGAAGCUUGCAUCAAAGGCAUCACACUGAACGUGGUCACCUGCAGGUACCAUCUCACCUGGCCAAACACCAGCCCUAUCCCACCAGAAACAACAGCUCGCCCAACUACUGCCUACUCCGAGACAACGGUGGUCGACAUCCUGCCGCCCACGCUCGUGAACAACCCCGUCCAUCAGUCCGUCUACGUGGGAGAGACCGUCAGCUUCCUCUGUGACGUUACAGGGAGACCCAAGCCGGAGAUCACGUGGGAGAAGCAGGUCGAUGGGAAAGACAAAGUCAUCAUGAGGCCAAAUCACGUCAGAGGGAACGUCGUGGUCACCAACAUCGCCCAGCUGGUCAUUUACAACACGCAGCUGCAGGACGCGGGAAUCUACACCUGCACCGCCCAGAACAGCGGUGGCCUCCUCAGGGCCGACUUCCCUUUGUCAGUCAUCAAAGGAGAACCCACAUCCAAGGAAGCUUCUCAAAACAAAACGCAUUUCCCAACCGAUGAGUGCCUGAAGCAACCGGACAGCGAAGACUGCGGGGAAGAGCAGACCAGGUGGUACUAUGAUGCAAAGAAAAACAACUGCUUUACUUUCAUCUACGGGAACUGUAACAGCAACCUCAACCACUUUGAGACCUACGAGAGCUGCAUGUUAACGUGCAUGAACGGCCCCAUCAACAUCUGCAACCUGCCAGCCCUCCAAGGCCACUGCAAGGCCUACGAGCCCAGGUGGGCCUACAACAGCUUGACAAAGCAGUGCCAGUCCUUCAUCUACGGCGGGUGUGGAGGCAACGAGAACAACUUUGAGAGCCGGGAGGCCUGCGAGGAGAUGUGCCCCUUCCCGAAGAACACGCACUGCAAGGCCUGCAAGCCCCGCCAGAAGCUGGUGACGAGCUUCUGCAAAAGCGACUUCGUCAUCCUGGGCCGCAUCACGGAGCUCACCGAAGACCAAGACUCGGGGCACGCCCUGGUGACGGUGGAGGAGAUCCUCAAGGACGAAAAAAUGGGAUUAAAAUUCCUGGGGAAGGAACCCCUGGAAAUCACGCUCCUGAACAUGGACUGGAGCUGCCCGUGCCCCAACAUGACCACGGUGGAUGGCCAGCUCAUCAUCAUGGGCGACGUCCACAACGGCAUGGCCGUGCUGCAGCCAGACAGCUUUGUGGGGACCUCCAGCGUCCGGCGUGUGCGCAAGCUCCGCGAAGUCAUCCACAAGAAAACCUGUGAGCUUUUGAAAGAGUUCCUGGGAUUGCAUUAACCCCCCUCGCACGCGCCAGCCGCCCCGCUCCGUGUGUUACGUAGGGCUUAACGAGAGCUAGGCUAGUGCACAAACGAAGCGCGCUGUUCGAAGGUACACCGUAGGAAUUAUGCAGAACCCCUAUUUUAAUCCAUUAAUGAUGCUUAGCAACAACGUAGUUUGGUCCUUGGCAAGCACGUAAACCAGCAGCAAAAGGCUAUUAAUCUUGCAUUGAAAUCAACUCGUCCAUAUAGGAGUGCCAUUUAAAUAGGUGACUCACUGCAGUAAUUAUGCAAUUUUUAUGUAGCUUCCAUCAUAAAUGACGGAAUUCAUAGUGUUUGUUUGGCUAGUUGGUACACAGCUAAGUAAUAUAUAAUGUCAAUUUAAUCUGCCUCAUUUUCAGUCUGGAAAUGCGAUGGUAUGUCGUUGUAAGUAAGUCACGUGCUUGGCUCCUUAUAGCAGCACUAAUAUUUCAAGAGAAAAGCCUGUAAAUUAUUGUCUGUAUUUACAAUUGUGAACAUUUAACCAACCUAUGCAUUAUGAGUUUGCUUCUUUUAAUUGAUAUUUUCCUUUCUCUUUUUAAAAACUUCGUUUCAAAAUGGCAACUACUACCUAUCUUGCAAUCCUUUCUGGAGGAAAAACUCCCUUGAUCCUAUGCCCAGGACAACAGGUCCCUAUAGAAGCUCAAGGCAC
Molecule: messenger RNA, 2727 nt
Organism: Myiozetetes cayanensis
Lineage: Eukaryota; Metazoa; Chordata; Aves; Passeriformes; Tyrannidae
Gene: WFIKKN2
Product: WAP, follistatin/kazal, immunoglobulin, kunitz and netrin domain containing 2
Exons: 2
Coding region: 343-2055 (570 amino acids)
Biological process (GO): negative regulation of transforming growth factor beta receptor signaling pathway
Cellular component (GO): extracellular region
Molecular function (GO): transforming growth factor beta binding; receptor antagonist activity; serine-type endopeptidase inhibitor activity
Source: RefSeq, a predicted model, not a curated record